UUUGCGUCUCGACGUCGUGCGCGCCGACAAAGAGCCGCGCUGCUUUAUCUCACGUUUAUCUCCUUUAUCGCCGGUAACAACGCCUAAAUGACGCUGCUGGCAUAAUAAUAUUGCGCCGAACAAUGAACGCGGGCGAUAACGUGAACAAAAAAGUGCGUCCCUUGCCGUACCGUAUAGGUUAAGUCCAAGAUUGUACCGAGCGAGGCGUGGGACACGAGUGUGUCUAAUACCGCGCGAACCGUCCGUUUGCGUCCGGUUCGUGCAGUUUCCUGCGUUUGAAUCCACUUCCUGAUGAGCGAGGCGGAGGAGCCUCGUGCCACGAAGGAGAACAUGAUCCUGGAGGCGAAAGCCGCCCCGCGUGACGAGAACGAGAAUGGCAGGGAAGAGCGCGCCCUGGACAUUUCCACGUCGAAGAUGAUGCACGAUGACCUCGUGAAGGAGCUGCUGGAUCACGUGGCUGGCAGCCAGGCGAUCUUCAAGAGCCAGCAGAAAGGAGAGCCCGAGCUGACGUUCGAGGAGAAGCGCACCAUAGCCGGGAAGCUGCUGGGCAAGAGCCGGUGCUCGUUCCUGGCCAAGUUCGGGCAUCACCUGAAAGCCGAGCACCUCGAGCACUUCGGCGGGAGCGAGGAUUACGAGACGGUCUACCACGUGAACCGGCUGCGGCGGUACUUCAACAACUCCACGCGCCGCAUCGACGUCAGGAACAGGAGGUACGAGGCGCUGAAGCGGCUGAUCGAGAAGGGCGAGUACUUCAGCGAGUGCGAGAUGAUGAAGAGGAACCCGUUGCUGUACGAGCACCUGGUGGGCCAGUACCUGACGGACGAGGAGAAGAAGGCCAGGGACAGCAUCGACACACGCAACGCGAAUUACGUGGACAUACUUAUGGAGACUGUCGAGAGGGACACGCUGGAGAAGCGGCUGAAAUCUCAGCAGAAGGAGGAGGACGAAGCUCUGGAGGAAAAUGACUCGGAUGAGGAUGAUGAUGAGAAUGACGAUUGUGGUGAUGCUAAUGAUAGCAGAGACAAUGUUGCGUCCGACACAACGAACUCUGAUAAACAGGUUCAUGAACACUGGGGGACUUUAGAUGAAUCCUCUCGUUGUAAGGAUAAGAAAAUACAGAGUAGUAAGGUGCAGCAAAUGAUUUCGAGCCAAGAGAUACAGUUAUUUAGGCAAGAAUUCGUUACGAACAUGUAUCAGAGUUUCCUGGAUGGUAAAGAUAGAGAUUUCGAUUAUAGCACUGUGGACGACAAUGAGACUUAUGAUAACGUGGAAUUGAGAAAUCGAGACGAGGAAGAGAAGUACUUCGAUUCUGAAGAACCUGAAACCGUUCUUCCUUGUAACGAGCAGAAUGAAAGCGAGUCUGAGGAUGAGCUGGAUGUAUAUAUGAGAACACUGAAGCCAAUGACGCCUGCCAUAACGGGGAUGGAGGAGCAAGAGAAGCUGUUGGAGGAUGCGAUCGGCGUCGUAAAAGUUCAGGCAUUCCAGAUGAAGCACUGCCUGGACAAGUCCAAGCUGAUGGACGCGCUGAAACACGCCUCUACCAUGCUGGGCGAGCUCAGAACUUCGCUUCUCAGUCCAAAGAGCUACUACGAAUUGUACAUGGCAAUCACUGAUGAACUGCGGCACUUGGAGCUUUACCUGCUGGAUGAAUUUCAAAAAGGGAGGAAAGUCACGGAUCUCUACGAGCUGGUGCAGUAUGUCGGCAAUAUCGUGCCCAGGCUCUACUUGCUGAUCACCGUCGGUUUGGUUUACAUCAAAACUACCCCGGGAUUAAAGAGGGAUUUACUGCGAGACCUCGUGGAGAUGUGCAGGGGUGUGCAGCAUCCCCUGCGCGGUCUCUUCCUGAGAAAUUAUCUGUUGCAAUGCACGAGGAACAUCUUACCGGACGUUGCCGAGGGCGACGACGAGGACGGAACCGUUCGUGACAGCAUAGAUUUUGUUCUGAUGAAUUUUGCAGAGAUGAAUAAGUUAUGGGUACGCAUGCAGCAUCAGGGUCACAGCAGGGAUAGGGAGAGGAGGGAGAGGGAGAGAGAGGAGCUUAGAAUUCUAGUGGGAACGAAUCUCGUGCGGCUCAGUCAGCUGGAAUCUGUAACGUUAGAUAAAUACAAGAAGCUCGUGUUGCCGGGGAUCUUGGAGCAAGUGGUCAGCUGCAGAGACGCAAUCGCGCAGGAAUAUCUCAUGGAGUGUAUAAUACAAGUUUUCCCAGACGAGUUCCACCUGCAAACGUUAAACGCAUUUCUGAAGUCCUGCGCGGAGUUACAGAACGGAGUGAAUGUUAAAAAUAUAAUUAUAUCGUUAAUUGAUCGACUGGCAGCUUUCAGCCAACGGUCCGACGGUGUAGGAGGUCCGGGUAGCCCCAGUCAAGUGCCGGGAAUUCCACAGGACGUCAAGCUCUUCGACGUGUUCAGUGAUCAAAUCGCAACUAUUAUUCAGACGAGGCAAGACAUGCCGCCUGAAGAUAUCGUGUCCCUCCAAGUAGCCCUCAUAAACUUAGCGCACAAAUGCUACCCCGAUCGAGUGGAUUACGUAGAUAAAGUUCUGUUCACGACAGUUCAAAUAUUCCAGAAGCAGAAUGUCGACAAACUCGAGUACAACAGUGCCGUCUCGAGAGAGUUAGUGAGAUUAAUGAAAAUCCCUGUGGACAAUUACAAAAACAUAUUAAUCGUACUAAAGCUCGAGCACUACGCGCCACUGUUGGAUUAUUUCGAUUACGAGGGCAGAAAGUCGCUCGCCAUUUAUAUAAUAACGAACAUUCUGGAGAACGAAACGUUGAUACCGGCGCAGGAGCAGGUAGACGCGGUGCUCUCUAUGGUGUCCCCCUUAGUGCAGGACCAGCCGGAUCAACCCAACAUAGAGGAGGAUCCCGAAGAUUUCGCGGAGGAGCAGGGACUGCUCGGCAGGCUGAUACAUCACUUCAAAUCGGAAACGCCGGAUCAGCAGUACAUGAUACUGAGCGCUGCGAGGAAGCACUUCAGCACUGGCGGUAACAAGAGGAUAAAGUACACCUUACCGCCCAUCGUUUUCCAAAGUUAUCAGCUGGCCUUUACGUACAAAGCGCUGAAAGACCAGGACGAGAUGUGGCAAAAGAAGUGUCAAAAGAUUUUCCAGUUCUGUCACACGACCAUCACCGCGCUGAUGAAGGCCGAGCUUGCCGAGCUGCCGCUAAGGCUGUUCCUGCAGGGCGCGAUCGCGAUCGGCGAGAUCCGCUUCGACAACUUCGAGAUGGUUGCUUACGAAUUCAUGAGCCAGGCGUUCUCGAUAUACGAGGACGAGAUUAGCGACUCGAAGGCGCAGCUCGCCGCGAUCACCCUGAUCAUCGCCACGUUUGAGCAAAUGAGCUGCUUCGGCGAGGAGAAUGCGGAGCCGGUGCGGAAUCAGUGCGCCCUAUACGCCAGCAAGUUGUUGAGGAAGCCCGACCAGUGUCGAGGAGUCGCUACUUGCUCGCACAUAUUCUGGUCGGGGAAAUCCUUGGCCACGGCCGGGAAAGAGAUGCAGGAAGGUGGCAAAGUGUUGGACUGCUUGAAGAAAGGCAUCAGAAUAGCGAGCCAGUGCAUGGACACGUCGGUGCAGGUGCAGCUGUACGUGGAGCUGCUGAACCAUUACAUUUACUUCUACGAGAAGGGAAACACAGCCGUGACCGUGCUGAUACUGAACCAGGUGAUCGCGAAGAUACGGGAGGAGCUUCCCAAUCUAGAAGCCAGCGAGGAGACGGAGCAGAUACAGAAGCACUUAGCGAACACGUUGGAACACUUGAGGAAUAGAAUGGAGUCGCCGGAUUCUGAUGGACUUUCUUAUCAAGGCCUAGUCCUUUAACGGCGCGAAAGCGGCACACUGUAAUUUUGUAUAUAAAGAAUUUCUAGAAUAUGGACAAUAUUUUGGCUGGUUGCGGCAACAUCGAUUAACGUCGAUCCUGAUGAAAGUUGAUUUUUAUUCUGCACUUUUUUAAUUGUAGAAAAUAUUAUGGCACGGCGAUGAACGACGCGUGCGAACUACUGAUUUCGGAUCAUUAAUCAUGAUUGUUGUUGCAACUGAUGAAUAUUUCUGGGAUUAUUUCUCAGUUUGUAGAUUGGAUGUUUAAAUAUCGAGUUGCCUACACGAGAUUAUUUGUUAAUGAUGUAAUAAUGGCGUACAUAUAAUAAUUAAUAGAAUUGUAUGUAUAUUUGUUUUAAUUAAAAUUUACUAUAUA
This is a messenger RNA of Ooceraea biroi (clonal raider ant), 4186 nucleotides long. Its product is annotated as Vacuolar protein sorting 35. Gene Ontology annotation, cellular component: late endosome; retromer complex; retromer, cargo-selective complex. Gene Ontology annotation, biological process: retrograde transport, endosome to Golgi; intracellular protein transport. The record is from RefSeq and is a predicted model, not a curated record. NCBI's taxonomy places the organism in Eukaryota, Metazoa, Arthropoda, Insecta, Hymenoptera, Formicidae.